GGAGGUCAGUGAUUUGAUAGCGAGAACUACCUGGUCCUCCAGCAAUGUUCCCUGAGAACAAAAGUGCACAGCACCUCCGGCCUUGGGGGGUCACCCCCAUUUCCACGUGUUGCCUACAGACCUUGGGUUUGCCCCAGAUUUCAAUCCCGGAGUCUCCUCCAGAAGCAGGGGGCAGGUGCGUGGGCUUGAACCAGUCAGGGCCGCCUUCAUAUUUCCCGCCCCCUUCCCCGGUGGGGAGGGGGGUCUGUGUGUGUGUGUGUGUGUGUGUGUGUGUGUGUGUGCGUGUGUGUGUAGGUGUGUGUAUGAAGGCGUGUGUAUAGAAUUCAAUACUCGUGGGACUCAGCGGCUGUCCUGCCCCCGCGGCUCGGCCGAUUGGCUGGCGGUGAGCUCCCUCCCCGCUCCGCACCCCUGCGUCCCAGGUGGCCCAGGUCCCCGGUGGGGAGCUGUUUACCGAGAGAGCCGGUGCAGGUGGGGCUGCGUCUCGGCGCUCGCUCCCUCCGGAGCCCCGCCCGCCCAGGAAGCGGGCAGAAAGCCUGGCCGAGGCGUCCUCCCCUUCCCCCUUCCCCCACCGCCGGGAGAGGUCGGGUAAGGGGGGAGGGUGGGCGUGGGAGGGGGAGCCCCGGGCCUGGGGGUCCGGCUGUCCCCCCCGUCCCGGUUAGAUCCCUGGGCCUAACUCCCUCUCCCUCCGCCCCGCCCUGUCGUGCCCAGGGCGCCGUGCCCACCCCGGGCCAGCAGCCAGAACCUGGAUCUCAGGGAUGCCCGGGUCUCCUAGAGGAGGCGUAGACGCGGUGUGUUCCCCCUUCCCCAGACGGCGAUGACCCCCAAGCCUGCCGGCCCCCCCGACGGGGGCUGGGGCUGGGCGGUGGCGGCCGCGGCCUUCGCGGUGAAUGGGCUCUCCUACGGGCUGUUGCGCUCGCUGGGCCUUGCCCUCCCCGACCUCGCGGAGCACUUUGACCGGAGCACUCAGGACACCGCGUGGGUCAGCGCCCUGGCCCUGGCGGUGCAGCAGGCAGCCAGCCCAGUGGGCAGCGCCCUGAGCACCCGCUGGGGGGCGCGCCCGGUGGUGAUGGUUGGGGGCGUCCUCACCUCGCUGGGCUUCGUCUUCUCCGCUUUCGCCGGCAGUCUGCUGCACCUCUACCUUGGCCUGGGCAUCCUUGCUGGCUCCGGCUGGGCCCUGGUGUUCGCCCCCGCCCUGGGGACCCUGUCGCGAUACUUUUCCCGCCGCCGAGUCUUGGCCGUGGGGCUGGCGCUCACGGGCAACGGCGCCUCCUCGCUGCUCCUGGCGCCCAGCCUGCAGUUCCUCCUUGACACCUUCGGCUGGCGGGGCGCCCUGCUCCUCCUCGGCGCCGUCACCCUCCACCUCGCCCCCUGCGGCGCCCUGCUGCGACCCCUGGCGCUCCCUGGCGACCCCCCGGCGCCACCCCGCGGGCCCUUCGCUGCCCUCGGCCUGGGUCUCUUCGCGCGCCGGGCCUUCUCAGUGUUUGCUCUGGGCACAGCCCUGGUCGGGGGCGGCUACUUCGUCCCCUACGUGCACUUGGCCCCCCACGCUUUAGACCGGGGCCUGGGCGGGUACGGGGCGGCGCUGGUGGUGGUCGUGGCCGCGGUGGGGGACGCGGGCGCGCGGCUGAUCAGCGGCUGGCUGGCGGACCAGGGCUGGGUGCCCCUCUCGCGGCUUCUGUUGGUGUUCGCGGCUCUGACCGGGCUGGGGCUGCUGGCCGUGGGGCUGGUGCCCUUGGCGGGGAGCCAGGAGGGCUGCUGGGGGGCCCUGCUGGCCGCGGCGGGGGCCUACGGGCUGAGCGCCGGAAGCUACGCCCCCCUGGUUUUCGGCGUGCUCCCCGGGCUCGUGGGCGUCGGAGGUGUCGUACAGGCCACAGGGCUGGUGAUGAUGCUGAUGAGUCUGGGGGGGCUUCUGGGCCCUCCCCUGUCAGGCUUCCUAAGGGACGAGACGGGAGACUUCACCGCCUCCUUCCUCGCCUGCGGCUCUUUCAUUCUCUGUGGCAGCGUCAUCUACAUGGGGCUGCCCGGGGCGCUGCCCUCCUGGCGUCCAGCCCCUGGGCCGGCCCCCCCUCCCCCCGAGAGCCGGGAACUGCUCCCUGUUCUUCCGGCCGCCCUGCUCUCCUCGGGGGGCCCUCAGUCCACUCGGGACACUAGUUGUUGACGAUUUGUUUGAGCCACUCCCCCAAUAAAGAAUUUCUAUCCGGUUUCCUGCAAA
Molecule: messenger RNA, 2212 nt
Organism: Hyaena hyaena (striped hyena)
Lineage: Eukaryota; Metazoa; Chordata; Mammalia; Carnivora; Hyaenidae
Gene: SLC16A11
Product: solute carrier family 16 member 11
Exons: 4
Coding region: 815-2158 (447 amino acids)
Biological process (GO): transmembrane transport; monocarboxylic acid transport
Molecular function (GO): monocarboxylic acid transmembrane transporter activity
Source: RefSeq, a predicted model, not a curated record